Molecule: messenger RNA, 657 nt
Organism: Candidozyma auris
Lineage: Eukaryota; Fungi; Ascomycota; Pichiomycetes; Serinales; Metschnikowiaceae
Gene: PSF1
Product: DNA replication protein PSF1
Exons: 1
Coding region: 1-657 (218 amino acids)
Biological process (GO): DNA replication; DNA strand elongation involved in mitotic DNA replication
Cellular component (GO): GINS complex
Source: RefSeq, a predicted model, not a curated record
AUGUACGGGGAUCUGGCACAAAAACUACUCUUAGAUGGCAAAAGAACGUCGAACCUUACAGAAUUACCCUUAUACCAACUAGAUUUGGUGAAGGAUAUCGUGCUGGAGAUCACGGAUCUCAAGAACGAUGUGGACUUCCUCAACGAGCAAGAACUCUUUCCUGAAGAUGCCUCCGAGGAGGAAAGGAGGAUUGCACAGUGUCAAAUUUUCGUUCGACUGCUCUAUAUGAGGAGAAACAAGAGAUGUCUUCUAGCGCACCAGAAACUACGAGCUGAUAAAAUCAACGAGUUCCUGUGGCUCAACAUUGACCCCAUCUACACCACCGACGGCAACACCCAAGCUAAUCAGGCAGAGAACAAUGCUGGAUCUUCGGGAACCACGAAACUCGCUCUCAACAACCUAUCACAUCCAGAACAAGAGUACUACAAGCAAUAUCAGGACUUGAUUCUUGACUUCAAGUCUUCAUUUGCAGACAUAGACCUAUCUGGAAACCUCGAGCCGCCCACGGACAUUUUCAUUGAUGUACGUGUUCUCAAAGACGGUGGCGAAAUUCAGACCGAGUACGGAGUGUUCAACCUCAUCAAGGACUCUCAGUUCUAUGUUCGUAAAUCCGACGUGGAUCGUUUGAUACAACAGGGGUAUUUGGAACAGAUAUAG